Messenger RNA from Rotaria socialis, 1533 nucleotides. The record is from the annotation of a GenBank genome assembly. NCBI's taxonomy places the organism in Eukaryota, Metazoa, Rotifera, Eurotatoria, Philodinida, Philodinidae.
AUGAGUGCAAAUAUCAACAGUUCACAAGAAACUGCUAACAACGUUGAUGUUCGCCUUCCGCAAAGGCCAUCAAAACAUCGAUACACACUUUAUCAUUUGAGUACAUUCAUAUUGACAUUUGUUAGUUAUGCUAUGUUACACGCUGCACGAAAAGUAUUCUCUAAUGUCAAAUCAACCAUGGCUGAAGAAUGGAGUGCAGUAGCUAAUGAAACAUUAAAUCCGAUAAAACCGGAUCAGAUUUGGAAUCAAACACGUCUUUUUCGUUCGCCUGGCGAUGCUACCAUAUUCUUAGGUGUAUUGGAUGCUGUUUUCAUGUUUUCUUAUUCAUUUGGUUUAUUCGUAAGCGGUAUUAUGGGUGAUCGAUUCGAUCUUCGAAUUGUUCUUUGCCUUGGAAUGGUUAUAACUGCUGUUGUGAUUUUUCUAUUUGGUGUAGUUAGUGAAUGGUUACAUAUAUAUUCAGUUGCUUGGUAUGUUUGUUUUUGGAUUCUCAAUGGUUUAGCUCAAUCUACUGGCUGGCCAUGUGUAGUUGCUAUUAUGGGAAAUUGGUUUGGCAAAGAAGGUCGAGGUUUUAUCUUUGGUGUUUGGAGUGCAUGUGCCUCUAUUGGCAAUAUAUUUGGAGCAGCAUUAGCUGCUGCUUUUCUUUCAUAUGGUUAUGAAUAUCCGUUUCUUGUUUGUGCUGUUCUACUAAUUUGUUGUGCUGCUAUAUGUUUUUUUGCUAUUAUUCCAUCACCGGAAGACGUUGGUGCUAAAGAAGUUGAAAUAUCAGUUGAAGAAACACCAACAACUACAGUAGAUGAUCAAGAGACAAGCGAAGAAACAGAAUUGGUUGUAACAACACAAGAGCCAACAACAAAUAGGCCAAUAACAUUUUUUCGAGCAUGGCUUUUACCUGGUGUAGCGAUGUAUUCAUUAUGUUAUGCCUGUCUUAAAUUAGUUAAUUAUUCGUUCUUUUUUUGGCUUCCGUUUUAUUUACAUUCCAAAUUUAGUUGGCAAGAAUCUGACGCUGAUUUACUUUCAACAUUAUAUGAUGUUGGUGGAAUAAUAGGUGGAAUCGUUGGUGGUCUUCUUUCUGAUUUUGUUGGUCUUCGAUCGAUUGUUGUCGUUCCAGCAUUACUUAUUGCUAUUCCAAUUUUGUUUAUUUUCAGCAAUUUAGCUAAUAAUAAAGCGAUAAAUGGAGUAGUAAUGACAGUGACUGGUGUAUUUAUUGGUGGUCCAGCUAAUAUGAUUAGCGCUGCUAUAACGGCUGAUCUUGGACGACAAGAAGUAUUAGCUGCUAGUGAUCAAGCGUUAUCAACAGUAACUGGUAUUGUUGAUGGAACAGGCAGUUUUGGUGCAGCUAUUGGACAAGUCUUGAUUCCGAUUAUCGAAAAGCAUUGGCAUGAUUGGCGAUUUGUCUUUUACUUUUUUGUUCUUAUGAUGUUUAUUACAUGUUGUUGUAUUUUACCAUUAUUUGUUCGUGAAUGUAAAAUAGUUAUAAACAAAAUCAAAAGUCGAUAUUCAGCUAAUCGUCAACGGGCGUAUGAUACACUAUAA